This is a messenger RNA of Parnassius apollo (apollo), 447 nucleotides long. NCBI's taxonomy places the organism in Eukaryota, Metazoa, Arthropoda, Insecta, Lepidoptera, Papilionidae. The record is from the annotation of a GenBank genome assembly.
AUGUCGGAAAAAGGAGAACCACCCCCGACUCGCCGUAAACCACCAGAUAGGCAACCGGGCGUGCUAGAUAGGCCUCUCAUGGAGCGUGAUCUCUUAGCUCCAGAGAAGUCACGAGUACUGCCCGCAUACAGCCAAAUCCCGAGGCGUAAAGGAAGCCCACCGGCCACUGGCGUCGCACUCGGCGCUAGUAGAACUGAGCCUCUACCCAUCGCCGAACCGGCACCACUAUCUCGCCGGAACAUCGCCUCGCGAAGACGUACCCCCAGAAUUGGAAGAGGAAGAUCUGCAGGAGGAGAAAAGGCUGAAGGCCGGUUCGGACUCGGUAUCCGAGUCGGCAUCAGCCUCAACUUCUGCCUCCGCCUCGAAAGACACACCUACACCACCGCAGAAACCUGCGCCACCGUAGUCACCAUCUCCCACUACCUCCCCAACCUGCAUGCAAUCUGA